Messenger RNA from Hypoxylon trugodes, 1638 nucleotides. RefSeq lists its product as uncharacterized. The coding region runs from base 1 to 1638 and encodes 545 amino acids. NCBI's taxonomy places the organism in Eukaryota, Fungi, Ascomycota, Sordariomycetes, Xylariales, Hypoxylaceae. The transcript has 2 exons. The record is from RefSeq and is a predicted model, not a curated record.
AUGACUCUUAGAGCUUUCACCGAAAUAGCUUCUGCGGAUGAAAAGCCACAAAAUAUGUGUGGCUGGAUGUUUGAAUUGCUUCGAAGUGACCCGAUCGCUCUAGGAGCCGAUUUCCGAGUCCUUUUUCGCCGCUUCGGUGAGGCGUUUGGUAGCACGGGAGCAAGAUGUGCCAGAUCAGGGAGUGAUGCAUGCGAUGGACGUGAUUGGCAUGAUUGUCUAAGAUUUGAUAGGGUUGAGGGGGUCGAUCAGACAAUGCAUGACUUCCACAGCCCCCACGAUCCAACAAUUGAGGCUAAGGUCAAGUGGGAUGAAGAGUCCUAUCUCAAAGUAAGUGGCGCAAGGGCCGUCUCAGUCUCAGAAAGUCAAGGAGACAUUUUAAGGUAUUGUGUCGCUUCUAACAAGACGAUCGCAUUUUCUCAUGUGUGGAGCCAUGGCCAAGGUAGCCGUCCGCACCUAGGGAUUAACCGAUGCCUCCAUGAUCGGUACAUUGGGCUAGCAUGUAAGCUAGGAUGCGAUAGCUAUUGGAUUGAUGCGGCUUGCAUUCCCGAAGACGAUACUUUGAGAUCGGAAGCUAUACUGCAUAUCAACGAUGUGUUCUAUCGCAGCCAGCAAGUGAUUGUCUGCGAUAGGGACCUGAUGACACUAGAUGCUUGUCCCCUCACAGUACGCCGUGCAGAAGUUUUAUUAGCCGGAGUAAUACUCUCGGACUGGAACCUCAGAGCAUGGACAAUGCUAGAGGCAUUGAAAGGUCGGAAUCACGUCUCAAUUCUAUGCCGCGAUGACCAAGUCGUCAUGUUUCAGGAUGUUCUUGAGCGUGUUUGUAGAGACGGGCGGAUCGACCUCGCGGCGUUCAGCUUGUUUCUACCUCAUAUGGUUCGGAAUUACGAUUUUGAUGACGAGCGAUCCAGGAGAAUUCGUGAUUAUGGUUUUAAUGUCGAUCUAGAGCAAAUUGGCUCUUGGCUAAGUCAUCGCCCAGCAAGCAGGGAGAGGGAUUAUGCUACGAUAUGGAACUUAUGCUUAGCCCAGCAAAAGGAAGGAGUCAAGACAAUAGAAGACUUUUGGAAACAAGAGCGGGGGAUUAACAUCCUCACAGGUUUCUUGCUCUCUCCCGCACCGAGGCUUUCUGCACCUGGUCUUAGUUGGGCUCCAAAGACACCAUUCGCAUUGCCUGAUCGGGCAACAAGUCCAGGGGAGUUCCAUAUGCCGAUUACAGGUGAAGCUACACAGUUGGCUUCUGUAUGCAUCAAUGGCUUAUGGGGGCCAUGGUGGAUCCACGUGAUGGACCUCGAUUUCCUAUCGACGACGAAAGGUAGAAUGUCGAAAACCGGUCGGGAACUUCGUAGGGUUCGUAAGACGUUCAAAUCUCUAAGGAAGCACGUUGCUCUACUACGACCAGUACUGAACCAGGUAUAUAAUUCUUGGGAUCCAGAAGAAAUUCCUAGUUCAGCGAAAUCGGGCGUUCUACUCGCCGUCUGUGAUUCAGACAAGACGGAGAAGGGCCGACAGCCUGGGGCUGACCCAGUAGUUUAUAUGCAUGAUGUUGAGUCGUAUAAAUGGAUUUGGAGAGGUGUGUAUCAAUGGCCUGCGGGUGUUGAACUCCCAAAGUUCGUGCAGUUUCAUAGUUUGUGGCUCGGUUGA